This is a messenger RNA of Apis cerana (Asiatic honeybee), 920 nucleotides long. It is a transcript of the gene Patr-1, whose product is annotated as Protein associated with topo II related - 1. NCBI's taxonomy places the organism in Eukaryota, Metazoa, Arthropoda, Insecta, Hymenoptera, Apidae. The record is from RefSeq and is a predicted model, not a curated record.
CUGCGACAUCUAGAAUACAGUUAUGAAUUCACAUAGUGAACCGCCAUGACAGCUGAUGCAUUUCGUAUCGCUUGACGUUUGAUCAGAACAUGUCAUUUUGCACAUUUAAUUUCGACAAAUGGCAGACUUCUUUUUCGGUUUCGAUACGUCGCUUGCAAAUAGCAGUUUAGAAGAUGGCCUCGAAUGUCCUUUUGAGGAAGAUGAUCUUGGAGAAGAGGAGGAAUAUGAUGCUUUGAAUGAUGAAACUUUUGGCUCUGAAGCUACUAUUGGCGAUUGGGAAAAAGAUCAUGAAAAACUUGCAGAAAUUACAGAAUCCAAUCGUCCUCAUCAUCAAAAUACUUUAAACAAAAAAAAUGUAACCAAUUUAGAUAUCGAAGAUAAUUUAUCCCAUUUGGUAUUAGAUGAGAAAGAAGGUAUUGUUCCACGUCCUGGAGUAUGGGAUAGUCCUUCCAAUUUAGCCCUUCCUAAACCUCGACCACCUUUGACUUUAUCACCAGCUAUAACAAAUGUAUGCACAGUGGAACAAUUGGAAAAGGGAUUAAUUGCAAAUAGACAACCAUCUAGAUUAAAUAAACCUACUCAAACACAACAACCGCAACAACAACAACAACAACAACAACAGAAAUCUGAUGGAUCACUUUUAUUUGAAUCUUUAUCUGCACCACCGCGUUUCCCACCAGGAUUGGGUAUACCUCCACAUCCUGUUGUUUUACCAAACAUGAGAUUUCCUCAUCCUCAAUUUUUACAGCACCCUAGAUUAUUAGCCAAUCAAACUGGAAAUGUACUGAGAUAUCCUAUUGCAGCACACUUGAUGUUACCACAUUCUGCUCAAAGACAACCAAUUCAUGGUUCAUUUUGUAAUAAUUUUCCUGUAAGUUUUAAUAAUUAAUUAUAUAUAAAUAUAUAAAUAUUUUUAAAAA